Molecule: messenger RNA, 2043 nt
Organism: Blumeria graminis f. sp. triticale
Lineage: Eukaryota; Fungi; Ascomycota; Leotiomycetes; Helotiales; Erysiphaceae
Source: the annotation of a GenBank genome assembly
AUGAGUCAUCGCCGGAUUAAUGUGCUUGUAUAUUCAGGAAAUGGAACAACUUUUGAAUCCGUUCGCCAGUGCCUUUACAGCUUGCAGCGCCUCCUUCACCCAAAUUAUGCUGUCUUCUCCGUAACAGAACGUAUGAUUCUCCACGAACCAUGGACAACAUCAUGUGCCCUUCUUGUCCUACCAGGAGGUGCUGAUACAGCUUACUGCAGUUCUCUGAAUGGAAAUGGAAAUAGGAUAAUUGAUCAGUACGUGCGCCGGGGAGGUGCUUAUCUUGGAUGUUGCGCUGGUGGCUACUAUGGGAGCUCACGCUGUGAAUUUGAGAUCGGAAACAAACUCAUGGAAGUAAUCGGUAACCGGGAACUCUCGUUCUUUCCUGGAACCUGUCGCGGAUGUGCAUUCAAAGGUUUUGUGUACAACAGUGAAGCAGGAGCUAAAGCAGUCGAAUUGAAAGUACUCGGAGAAUCAUUCAACAAAACAACUAAGCGACAGAAUUUCAGAUGUUAUUACAACGGUGGAGGUGUGUUUGUCGACGCGGGAUUGAAAGAAGACAGCAACUUGAAGGUUCUUGCUAGCUAUGUUGACCCUUUAAGUGUUGAUGGGGGAGAUGGCUCGGCCGCUGUGAUCUAUCAUAGAGUUGGAGAAGGCAGGGUAAUUUUGACUGGACCACAUCUGGAAUUCUCUCCUGUCAACUUGUCCCGCCAAAAGAACGGUCCAGCAUAUGAGAAGUUAGUGGAUAGCUUAUUGGAACAUGAUAACUUAAGAAUUGCAUUCUUGAGUGAUUGUCUGGAGAUGUUAGGCUUAAGAACAGGGGAACAAAAGAGUUCAUUUCAUUUACUCUCGCCCUUGCACAUCUCUUCCUUACAGUGUGAACUUAUUCCACAUUUACUAUUAACAUGGAAACCGAUUAUUAUGGAAAGGAACGGCCAGUCAUAUAUUGAAGGAGAUAAUGACACUUUUCAUAUCGAAAAAUAUAACAACCAACAGUCCCAAAGUAUCUACACUAAUGAAUUACCACUAUCUGGCCUUCAUAUCCCGCAGGCAAAGUUAGAGUCCGGUCAGACAAACAUGAAUCAGCAAGCUCGAAAUCAUUGUAACUCAAUGAAACAAAUUAUCCUUCACGAAUGUAAAUGGCCGAAGCUUCAAGAAACACCCCACUUCAAUCAUAAUGAAUACUACGCUAAUCUUGAGAUGUAUCAAGCAGAAAAAGGAAAAGAAGUAGAAGAUUUUGGAAAAUAUCUCAUAUAUGCAGAUGUGGUAGAUAGUACUAAUACAAUGCUUGAGAAGAAUAUGAAGCUGGUCUCUCAUACUCCUAGUGGGCUAACAUUUAUAGCCACAACACAAUUAGAGGGUCGCGGACGUGGCUCAAAUGUAUGGAUUUCACCGACAGGCUCACUGGCUAUGUCUGUCUGUAUUAGGCAUCCCAUGUCGCUCAGUAAUCUAGCACCCAUCAUAUUCAUUCAGUAUAUCGCCAGCAUGGCAAUAAUUGAGGGAAUUCAAUCAUACGGAAAUGGAUGUGAGAAAAUCCCCGUCAAACUUAAAUGGCCGAACGAUAUUUAUGCUGCUGACUCUAGCCGCCUUGAUUCUAACAAAUACAUUAAAAUUGGUGGUGUUCUAGCUAAAUCUUCUUACAUGAACGGCGUAUUUGACAUUGUAGUCGGCAUUGGACUUAACAUAGAGCCGACAGCACCAACAACAUCGCUUAAUUCACUCUGUCCCUCUGAUAUGCCGCCAUUUACUCUCGAACGCCUAUUGCCUCGUAUCUUGACCUGUUUUGAGUCACUCUACCGGCGAUUUUGUCGAAAUGGUUUCGAUCACACGUUCGAGAAGCUUUACUACGGCUAUUGGCUUCAUACGAACCAAGUAGUAACACUAGCAGAUGAAAACAGUACUCGGGCGCGAAUAAAGGGUAUCACACCAGAUUUUGGCUUGCUCAAAGUUGAAGAGCUGGGCUGGGAUGAUCGCCCGACUGGAAAAAUAUUGACUUUACAGAGUGAUUGCAAUAGCUUCGAUUUCUUCAAAGGGCUUCUCAAGACGAAGGCUUAG